Aplosporella prunicola CBS 121167 is the source of this 1173-nucleotide messenger RNA. RefSeq lists its product as uncharacterized. The record is from RefSeq and is a predicted model, not a curated record. The transcript is spliced from 3 exons. The coding region runs from base 326 to 760 and encodes 144 amino acids. Lineage: Eukaryota; Fungi; Ascomycota; Dothideomycetes; Botryosphaeriales; Aplosporellaceae.
GGAUGGCUGGCCCGAGUCCAGCAAAAGCCACCGCAUGAAUCUUGCCCGCCAUCUAAAGCCCGCCAUGCCCGUCCGUGUCGAGACAGCUACGGUUCGACCACAUCCAUCUUGACACUGCUGUUGCUUGGUCGUGCCUCCCCCUCACGCUCGCUGCUCCUGGAGUCUGGGGUAUAGAUACGCGCCGUUCGUUGCCCAUGCUGUGCACACAUCAGGCCUUGUAGUUGCAUCGGGACCGUCAUACAACCUGCUCUUUCUGUCCGCGGGCCGGACCUUGGGAAAAAAGAUACACCACCACACUCGCUCGACUCACCUCAUCCUCGCCGCCAUGGGCAAGCUAAUCAAGAACCACUGGGCACGCCUAAUCAUCCUCACGGCCUCGGCUUACCAGGUCCUCGCCGCCAUUGAGGGCUUCUUCUGGCCCAAGAUCUUUUGGGACUUCAUGACGCGCAACCUCGACGGCGCCGUCAAGCCCGUUCCUAUCCUACAAAUACUCAACCUCGUCCUCGGCCUCAUCGGCCUCGCAUACGAGUGGCCUUUGAAGUUCAUCGCCGGGUCGGGGCUGCACCGAUCGAUAGAGGCGCGUUUGAUAAUAUAUCCUUUGAGCGCGUUGUUGGCAGUGUUGCUCUACCAGGGCACCAACGCCGCGUUGUAUUACAUCAUCGGCAUGGUCGUAUAUUUUUGGGCGUAUAGUGAAGGAGAGGUCGUUUGCGAGAAGCCCUGGACGCUGCCGAAGAGGAAUAGAGCCUUGGCCAAAGUUUGAGAUACCCUUUAUUUUUUGUUUCUUUGCUUGAUCUAUUUUGAUCUGUUUUUCCCAUAUACCAUGGACGAUGUUUUGCAUGAGCGAAUAGGAUAUGGCUGGCGGGCAUAGCGAGGCGUUAGGAAUACUGUUCUGCAUGAUGCGGGGCUGGAUCGGUGCACCAGUUUACUGGAGGACUUUCAAAUCCAUUGAACUGCACCAAUAUCAAAAAACAUACCUCUUUCCCUUGAUCUCCGCUGCUUUGCCUUCUCCGUCAAGCUUCAAGUCUCAUCGUCUCGCAGCUUCACCGACAGGAAGGGCAUCGCUUUCUUAUAUCGACGUCCGUCAAAUGCGGGGCCGUAUGUAACCAGUAACACCAUUCCACGAGAACAGCCGCAGUCAGCCUUGCCACACUACAAUCUCACUGCAUCCCCAAG